Tilletiopsis washingtonensis is the source of this 1217-nucleotide messenger RNA. RefSeq lists its product as hypothetical. The record is from RefSeq and is a predicted model, not a curated record. NCBI's taxonomy places the organism in Eukaryota, Fungi, Basidiomycota, Exobasidiomycetes, Entylomatales. The transcript has a single exon. Bases 172 to 837 code for a protein of 221 amino acids.
GAGUCAGGCACCGGCGCAGCACCUCUCUCACGCACGCAUCUGCAUCGGGCAGUAGCGCACGGGCGGCAUUCUUGUGUGCGGUGGGCCAAGCGAGUGGCGCGCGAAGAAGCGCAGCGUCGGCGAAGGCCUUGGCGUGUGGGUUGGUGACCGGGCGCCUUAGCGCGCCUCGUGAUGCGGAGGAGAGCGGUGCGGUGCGGCCUUGACAUGCGUGAGCUUGAGGCUUCAUGCACGCUGCACGAUGCGAACGUGCCGGCGGGCGUAUGCCGCGCGUGCGGCAGCGGCACCGUCGGGGUACGGCAGCGGCAGCGGCGGCGGCGGCGGCGGCGCGUGUCCAAGGCGUGCUUCCUCCGCCGUUCCCGCUCGGCACUGCACCCUGAGGAACGUCUCCAUGCUGCGAAGCUCUCGCUGUCGACACGUCUGGUGCGCCACGGCUUGCUGGAUCGUCGCCGCAGAAUACCUGCAUGUUGCCCAGCCUUCAUGCAGCAGCGCUGCAACGCCGAGGCGCCAGAAGCAUGCCGCCGGCACCCCUCGCCAAGCCACGCCUCGAGCCGCCCGGAGCCGAGGAACGCAGCGUCCAGCGCCCGCAACUCGCGCUCACAGAACUUCCCACCUCGGCGUGAAGAGCAGCAGACUUUCAAAUUGUCAGCUCCGCCUUCAGCAGCGAGCAGUGCAGGCUCGAGAAGGAAGGCCUGCACGUGCGCAUGCCAGCCGAGCCAGCUGCGGAGCUUGCGACUCACCGCCGGCAGCACCACGACCAGGUUAAUGGCGGCAUCUGAUGGCGAGUGCGACCACGUUCCUGGUGGCCCCGGACGCCGAGCGUGUGGCUGCUGCAGCUGAAGGUGUUGGAGCGAGAACUGCCUUGGGUCCGGAAGACCUCGCCCUCACUGUCUACCCGGGCCCUUCAAGCGCACCCGCUCCUCAUGCCUGGCGCAAAGUAAUGCUUCUCGCUCAGAGGUCUGUGAUGCAGCCAGCAAGUCCCGACCGUCCGUGAGGAUGACCCAGAAGCAUGGCUCGUGUGGCCGCCUUUCAUCUUGCGGCCCGAGCCGCACCGCCGUCGUCAGGGGUACCGCGCCGCAAGGCACGCAGGGCCAUCGGGAUCGCGGCACGACCGUGGCAACACUUAGCGGAUCGUGUUCUGGACUGCACAGGCCUGUUUCCGCUAGGAGAUGCCUAGCUGCUAUUCAGAGCGGCGAUCGCACGACAAAGGAGUGUGCGAG